GGUCCAAGACAUCGGCCGACGCAUUUUCGCACACGCCGCGGAUGGUUAUGGCCGCUUUCUUGGUUUUGAUAAGUCUACAAGCACAACAAAAAUCUUGGCGAGACUAACCAGGCUCCUACACUAUUUCCGUCCCUCUGUAGUACCCCUUGAGGAUUUUCAGAGAUGUUAAUGUGCUCAAAAAUUGAAUGCCAAAAGUUGGGCAGUUGGCUGCCCUUCAGUGGAUAAACAUCUGGUGGCGCACGUAGUCGGACUAAUGUGAAGCCAACUUCUCUUCUUAGCAUACCUGUAGAGAGCCCACAAAGCACCGCUGCGCGAUCGUUUCUAAAUCAAUGAUAAGUACCAAAAAAAGUUUGCUGGUCUCCUUGUUGGGCGCCGCCGAUAGUCCAUUAAUCGCCAUCGCCUAGGGUGCGUGCUUAAUGAAAAACGUCUGUCGGAUUUGAAUUUAUUUUCGGCAAAUCACUUGACAGGGCAUUCUUUAUCACUAUGCGCGUUGUUUUGGGUUGUUGUUCACAAAGUUGCCACAAAUAGAGCAAGCUGUUACUUUCGGCUCCUCACUGAUCAUCCCCCUCGGCCUAUUGUCUGCCUUCGCAGCUAGGGCGUAGUGUUAAGUCCUUAGUGAUGGUCUAGCGUCAAGCCUCUUUAUCGCGUUAUUUAUUUUCACCUACUUUCUCUAGAAGUUGUUUGCGUUAUUGUACUUAAGUUUUUGGCCCGAUGGAUCCAUCUCUAACGAAGCGCCCUCGAUUUUACCAGUAAAAUUGGUGAUGCAUUGGCGGGAUUCUGGGAGAAGUCGCUGGCGAGUGUGGUGCAGUGUAUGGUCACAGGAGUGACCCAGAUUUUCAAGGCGAUCGCCUUCGAGCACGUCUUCCACUUCGUAACCAAUUAUGGCAAACUGACAUGAGCUCACGCUCUUGCUCCGUCUAGUAUCUUACGAGCCUAAGCCCUUCUAUGCCAGACGAGACCACGCGCAUGCCCCAUUAAGUUGCGUCUGCUCUAAGACUGAGAUCCAUUUGCGUGCCCACUUCCUUCACGACGUUUCCCCCAUAAUUUUCUGCAUGAUUAUUUCCCUUACCGCUUGUUUCUCUCUUUCUUUUGGCACUAGAUACGAUGUGGUGGUGGUGACUGCUCGUCUUUGUUUUUUACUUAUCCACUUUUGGCGAGUCAGCUUUUCGGGCAAUCGAGCUUGCGUGUUUAUUGCGUUGGGCGGGCUGUAAACAUCUAAAUUCGUACUUUUUCACGACCCCCAGACCUCGCGGUCAGUGAUUGUCGAGGGGGCUAAUUAUUUGUCGCUCAAAGAAGAUACAACUCCAAUGGCUGCACUUUGCGUCUGUGAUGAUUACUGUAGACCCAGAACAACAGAUGACGCAAGAGCGAACCGCCAUGCUUAGUAACCGUGCAGCUGGCCUUUCUCCUGUAGUUUGGUCUGAGUCAAAAACGCCAUGAGAGUUCAUUCUGUAAGUCGAGCAAUUUCUAGGUCAAACUACUCAGCUCUUUGGCAGCAUUAUUGCCGUUUUUGAUCACACAGCUUGCGUAAGUAGGGCUGUUACCUGACUAACGAGGUAUCUGCUCUUUACCAGAAAACCUUCCACUAGUCUGUCGUCGUUCUUUUCGAUGACACAAACAACGAAACAAAGAAAGCACAACAGUAUGCCGUCGGGGCGGCCAAAUAUGUCGUUUGCCAUAUCCCUACCCAAGGCGCCACCACCUUUCAUAGCAACGCGGUGAGCGACAUGGCGACUUCAUUGGUUUACGCUGAUGUGUUACAUUUUUUGGAGUUGGUAGGCAGGAUCAUCAGCUGCAGAUGCGCCAGGGCCUCGCGCAGUCUCGUAUCCUCGAAGCCCAGACGCGCCUGGUUCAUAUGCCGUCUAACUUUAUUGGUCUGGGGCCUUUGUUUCUGUGCAGGUCUAUGCGCGUAUGUUGCCGCGGUCAGGCAAAAGAGGCUGCUGCCGUUGACGGGUGUGCGCCAUCAGAAUAGUGGGCCCGUGCGUUAUGUGCGUACCCGUGCGUCCCAUCUUUGUCGGUGCUUGCUUUGGUGGUCGGUCCCCCCCCGUUCUCCAAGGUAUUCAGGCUAGGUGGAGGAUGGGUGGCUGGGUGGUCUUGUUCGUCUCCCUCGUUUCAAGUGUGACGGCAGGCAGGGCCGUAUACUCACUGCCCGCGCCGCUAAGCUCUCUUUUGGGUGACGACUAUGGCCCCUGAGAUAUCUAGAUCUUGUUCUAUCGAAAUACCCAGAAGUUUGCAAUGAGCGAGCCGAGCGAAAAAUAGUCGACAAGGCUUCAGCAGCUGGGUGCUCGUCGUGGCUUGUGUUCGGGGGUGUGGCAUUCGCGGUGUAGACUGGCUAGCGGAGGCGCAAGUGCGGGGGCUGCUACGUACAGAGGUAGGCACUAGCUGGGCCACUUGGUAGCGACCGCUGUGUUCGUUUAGGAGACUGGUCAACCCGGGGAGUCGGGCGUUUCGCGUUCUUGCGGCGCUGCGCAGCUGAUCUCCAGAGGGAACCCCGACACCCAGACCCCUUUUGCUGUCGGGAUGCCAUCUUGAGGGCCGCUGCGCGGCGCCGCGCAGCCGAUCUCGAGAGGGAGGCAGGCUGCCGACACAAAGUGGAACUUUGUCCCUGUCCGAUUUUACUUCUGUCGCGUUGGCUGAUGCUCCCCGCCGCGCAAUGGCAGUGCUUUGCUGUCCGUCAAGCCUUGCCUGGGGCGGGUCUUGGGGUAUUGAAAUUCCCCUUCCACUUAGCUUCAGGCUCAGCCCGUUACCGGUCACGCAGCUGCUUGGUAAGUAGUUCUUGUUAUUUUCCUCGUGUGGGGUGCCGGUCUCUCUGUUGGUCGUCACUUCGUGGGGGUCAGUCUUAUCGCCUAUUCCUUCGGCUGCUCGCUUAUUUCAGUCACUCGAGUAGGGGAGGAAGGGUCUGGGAGUCGUCGUGGGCAUCGUCUAGACUCGGUCAAGGCCCUGUGCUUGAACUUGAAGUCUAGGAGCCGUGCUGGAGUCCUCGCCAGGGAUACAGGGACAUCAAGCGCACGCCCAGCGACUGCCCUGUCUAGAUAAUUGGCUGGAUACUCAUUCUCGGCCUAGCCACCUCAGGUCCAAACCUAGCGCGAGCUGUGUGGUGUUCCACCGCGUCGCCUGGCUUUGGCAAAGCGUCAUGUCGCUCCGGGGGUCGUGCUUUUUGGUGUGUUCUUGAGUUUGUCGUCGCACUCAAUGCAGCCACGCACGGGGCAGGGCUGCUCAGUUUUUUUUGUUAGUUUUCUUUUCAUGUGUUGAAAAGAAACUGAAAGGGGCCCGUGCUGUUAUUUGGCUGACAGAAAAAACUGCCCUUCUGCCGCAAUUGCGCAGCCGUUGCAUGCGUACCGUGCGCCAAUGGUUGGAAAGCGCGCGCUGCUCUCCCUAUCUUGUCGUGGCUGGCCCAACAUCUGCCUUCCAUAUGCUUAAAUCGAAGGGGACUGGCCGUAGCUGUCUGAUGAUCUUGCUCUUUGGUGCUCGCAAAAGUUACCACAGUGUCUUUUAUUGUUCGCAUGCUGUUUUUCCUGCUGGUGCGUCGGAUGUGGUGUCUGACGUGCUUGAGGGUGUAGCAAAGGCCGUUUCCUUGGAUGCCUGGC
This is a messenger RNA of Amoebophrya sp. A25, 3587 nucleotides long. NCBI's taxonomy places the organism in Eukaryota, Dinophyceae, Syndiniales, Amoebophryaceae. The record is from the annotation of a GenBank genome assembly.